GUCGCAGAGUGGAGCAAAGGUCUCUGGCGGAAACGGAAAUCAGCAAAUCACCAAAUCAGGAAAUCACCAGCUAAUUAGAGAGAACGAAAAUGAACAAAGAGUUCAUCACGCAGGGCGGCACGCCCAUUACCGCCGAAUUGGCCACGGAUCUGCGCAAUUUGGUUUUCGGUACCGCAGCAAUACCCAUGCGAGCCGAAUGGCUGCAGACGUCCUUUGUGUUUGGUGCUCCCAAGGAGGAGCUCGCCUAUGGCCUCCGUUCACCCCGGAACGCCACCCGCGGUCUGUUGUCCGUUGUCCAGGGAUUCGUCUUGAAGUAUCUGCUCUUUGCCCGGAAGACCAGUCGCGUGGCUUCGCUUACCGACCCGCUCCUGGCCACCGCCGAUAUGCAGAGGGAGGCCCUGUUCUGCGCCCUCUUGGAGAUCCUGCGCACCAUCUCGGACAAGGGCAAGGUCACCAUGGUGCUGCCAUCGGAGGACGAGGUGUUCGUGGACCACAGCGCCUGCUAUUUCCAUGAUUCCGUCACCGAGAAGCUCUAUGUUUUCACGCUGUCACCCAACGACGAGUUGGAAUACUUUUUGAAGCGAAAUUUCAAAUACUUUACAGAAGAGGAGACCCCGGGCACCCUGCUGUUUCUCUAUAGCGCCGUCCUCACGCGAUCCAUGGGAAAAGUUCGAACGGACCUGGACUCCGCCAAAUCCUCGCCCCUGACGUCCAGCAAUCACGAGGAGGGCUCCCUGAUGAUUGUCACCCUGCUGCUGACGGGACGUGCCACGCCCUAUAUCCACAAUGGUGUUGUGAAUGUGGGCGACGAGAGUAGCUAUGCGGUUCCACAAUACGGCGUCCUUAAGCGCUGCAUGAUUGGUCUUCUGCUCUGGGACAUCGAGUCAGCCAGUGCUGCGGUGAAUCAGUCCCGUCAGCCGGGCUCGCGACUCAAGACGCCCAACUAUCCCAUCUGGAUAACCAGCUGCACGGGCCACUUUGGCGUGAUCUUCAACAAGAAUCCGGAUCUGCUGCGCAACUACCAUGCGGAGUCGCGUUUCGAUGUGAACUACUACAGCUGCUCCGGUCACCAGAUCCUGAUGACCAUCGACAAUCGCACGUACAACGAGCAGGCAUUGGUCAUGUUGGAGCGGCAACCAAUCACGCCGGAGAGUACCUCGAUGUCCGGAAAGGAUGAUGGCGGUGGCGCAUCCUCGCCAACGGCCGUUUCCGGUGGAGGAGGUGCUGCUGCCGGCGGCGGUGUGGGUGGCGCUAGCGGCGGUGUUGGUGGUGCUGCUAGUGGCGCUAGCGGUGGUAACGAUGUGGUCGCCAAGGAGGAGUCGACGCUCAACACGCCGUUGCAGCGUCUGAUUCGUACCAAGUGGGAAGAGGCAACUAUAAGCUUUCACGUGCAGCCAUCGAUGUUGAGUUAUCUUUUUAGUACCACACAGUAGAAGGCAGGAUCCGAUUUGCUUUAGGAACUCCUUUGCUGAAGUCAGAACGAUUCACAUUUAGGUGCAAGAGAUAUCAUCUAAAAUUAAUACUAGGCCUG
Messenger RNA from Drosophila santomea, 1531 nucleotides. Its product is annotated as inactive ubiquitin carboxyl-terminal hydrolase MINDY-4B. Bases 90 to 1433 code for a protein of 447 amino acids. The transcript has 8 exons. Gene Ontology annotation, molecular function: cysteine-type deubiquitinase activity; K48-linked deubiquitinase activity. The record is from RefSeq and is a predicted model, not a curated record. Gene Ontology annotation, biological process: protein K48-linked deubiquitination. NCBI's taxonomy places the organism in Eukaryota, Metazoa, Arthropoda, Insecta, Diptera, Drosophilidae.